Messenger RNA from Sclerotinia sclerotiorum 1980 UF-70, 1539 nucleotides. RefSeq lists its product as hypothetical. NCBI's taxonomy places the organism in Eukaryota, Fungi, Ascomycota, Leotiomycetes, Helotiales, Sclerotiniaceae. Gene Ontology annotation, molecular function: oxidoreductase activity, acting on the CH-CH group of donors; flavin adenine dinucleotide binding. Bases 1 to 1539 code for a protein of 512 amino acids. The record is from RefSeq and is a predicted model, not a curated record. Gene Ontology annotation, cellular component: mitochondrion. The transcript is spliced from 6 exons.
AUGGCCGGAUCAAGCGCAUCGAUCUCUGAGAGGAAUCUCUACCUCGAACACCAUCAAAAGUUUCAAUCCACUCCGGUACCCCAAAGUGAGGAAGAAUGGCUUUUACGAGCAACAGAAAUCUCUCAGAUAUUCUCUAAAGAUGCCGCAAAAAGAGAUAUUGACAAUAAAUCGCCUCUUGAUGAAGUAUUAUUGUUGAAAUCAUCGGGAUUACUCAAAUUAUUGGGUCCAAAGCAAUAUGGUGGCGGUGAGCAAUCUUGGGAUGUCGCAUACAAAGCGAUCAGGGAAGUAGCUAAAGGUGACGGAUCUUUGGGUGCCGUCAAUCCAAGAGAUUCCGAUUUGAGCAUUAAAUCUGAUGGUGAUAACAUUGUAUUCAACGGCCAGAAACACUUCAAUACUGGUGGGGUCGUAUCUGACAUGACAAUUCUCGAGGGUGUGCUUGAGGGAACUGAUAAACAUAUCUUUGCCGCUGUGCCGACAAGACAGCCCGGUAUUAAAUUUGCCCACAAUUGGAACAACAUUGGUCUAAGACUCACGGAAUCCGGUAGCGUGAAGAUUGAAAAUGUUAGAGUUCCAUGGGCGGAUGCGUUAGGUUGGGAUACCCAAACGAGGGAACCGCUUCCUGAAAUCCUCAAUAUCCCCUUCGCUACCCUACUCCUUCCCACCAUUCAAUUAGUUUUCGCAAACUUUUAUAUCGGUAUUUCUCUCGGUGCUAUCGAAUCAGCGGCAAAGUAUACGACAACAUAUACUAGAGCGUGGCCUUUUGGGGGAGACAAUAAGGAUAGUCCUACAGAGGAGUGGUACAUUCUCGAGCGAUACGGCACGUUCCACGCACAUCUAUCGGCGGUUGUAGCUCUAGCAGAUUCAACCGGUGAGAUGGUAACGGGAAUAUAUGCGAAACAUCAAGAAAAACGUUCAGUCUCUGCACGGGAACGUGGUGAGCUGGCUGAAGCUGUUGCAGCGGUGAAAGUAGUUGCAACUGAUGUCGGGUUGAAAGUGACAAGCGGGGUAUUUGAAAUGACUGGAGCAAGAGCAACUAGUAAAAAUGUCGGAUUGGAUCGUUUUUGGCGUGAUAUUAGAACGCAUAGUCUUCAUGACCCUGUUGCUUACAAGAAGAGGGAGCUUGGGAGGUGGGCAUUAUUGGGAGAAAUUCCGGAACCAACUUGUGCCAGUUCUGUUGACCUUACCUCACCUCAAACCCCCUCAAUACCCGGACAUUUAGAUCUCCCCUCACCACAUAUCACAUACGCAAUCAUGACUGUAGUCGAAGCUGUAAAGUCAGCAAUUGGACUUUCUGGUGCUCCAUCUACCACCGCAACUCGAGAACAAAUGAGCGAAGCCCGAUUACCUAUUGCAUAUCGUGAUGGAUGUGCUGGUCUAUUGAUUCCGCUCAAUCGUUGUCGGCAGGAGGAGUAUUAUCUUCCAUGGAAGUGUGAGCAAGAAAGACAUUCCUACGAAAAAUGCCAAUACGAGGAAUUCAAGAAGAGAGUUGCGAAGAUGGACGAAUUGAGAGAGGCAAAAGGUGGUGCAAGAAGCAAUUGA